AUGGGACUACCUAUUCUCCUCGUGAUACACCUUCUUUUCGCAGGUCAUCACUGGGUCGCAUCGGACACCAUCGAACCGGGUCACUUCUGCAACGUUUGCGGCACAGAUGUGUUCAACGGCUUCCAGUGCGACUACUGCGGCAUCAUCGUCGAUGGCCUGUGCGUGCCACCUGCCGAGGUGUCGUUGCCAUGCAAAGCUCUUUCCAGUCGGUCCCCGGUCAAUCAUCAUUGGGUAAGUUGGUUCACGGCUCACGGAGGUUCAAGUUUACAACUAACCGGACAGCUUAGAGCCAAUAAAUCUGCCAUUCUUUAUUUUGAGCAUUAUGAGAUUAAGUUACGCGCUGCAUGUUGGAGCGUUCGUUCCUUUACUUACGAAGGUAAAGAAUGGACGCUUGACCAGUUAGAUGAUGUGCGGGGGGAGGGAUUGUGAAC
Soboliphyme baturini is the source of this 431-nucleotide messenger RNA. Lineage: Eukaryota; Metazoa; Nematoda; Enoplea; Dioctophymatida; Soboliphymatidae. The record is from the annotation of a GenBank genome assembly.